GUCAAGUUGGCGCGUUGGGGCGACCGCUCGCGGCUCCGACUCAGUAUCGCUCAGAAUUUUCUUCAGUUCACUCGUCGUAACGUAACCCUUGUGUACCCAUAACCAUGGCCCGCAGUGUCGCCCUCAGUUUCGCCUUCCUAUUGGCUGUCUUUGAAAUCGGAUCAUGCACGAGGUGCUACCAAUGUAACUCCCAGUCCGACCGCGACUGCCUGGACCCCUUUGUCACUUCUGGCAGAUUCCUAGUGGACUGCAACACCCAGGACUCCGUGAGCUACAACCGGCUGUACCUUCGUGACGUUCUUCCUUCGCAGCUCGUUGACGGCGUCGCCGGCGCACCUAGAUACUGCGCUAAACUUGUCUUGCAAACCGGAACCACCAUCCGUACUUGUCUGGAUGCCAACCCACUGGAGCCCAGCCAGACGUGCCGUGCUUUGGAGAGGAUUGACAACUAUGCCAACGCUGGCUCUAGGCAGGCAGUGAAACACUGCAGUGUCUGCACCACUGAUAUUUGCAACGGAUCUGGUGCCAUUGCCGCCUCCUACCCACUAGCCAUCCUCGCCGCCGUCGCUUCAUACCUCUACUGCAAGCAAUAAUGAAGCAACAGCUCUAGAACAUAAAUAAGCGAACUGUUCUCUGACGUGCGUCAGACCUAAGAUGAUCGCUAUCGCGUGAUCAUCAACCAAUCAGCGACGCGCUUUCUGCGCUGCUCGUCUUUUAUUGGUCAGAAGCAGUCCGCUUAAUGUUGUUUAAAAGUGAACAAUGAUUUUAUUGGUCAAAAUACAAAAUAUCUGCUAAGCUUUCUAUACUCGGCUUUUUCAGUGCCAAAAAUCAAAAGAUUGAUAAGGCUUUCAAAAUUACGGACCGUCCUGUCAUUGUUCUUACUUUUGCAGUGGUGGAUUAUUUUAACUUAGUGUUAAUAAAAAAACAUAAUGUAAGUAAAAGAUAAUAAAAAUGAAUUCCCGAUGUUUUUAAGACAAUACAAAACCAAAUUAAGUACCUUAUUAUUUAAAACCCUCAUCUGUUGUUUUAGUGCUAAUGACGAUGUACCUGUAUGUAAAUGAUUUAUCUGAUGUUAUAAAGAAUCUCGAUUUUUACAUUGAUAUUAUAAUUACGAUCAUCUGUAAUAAAAAAAGCAUAACAAUAAAUAUAUAUAAUAGUGGUAAAUAAAGCUUUGAUAAAAAAUAUUAAAUGUUACUCUGUUUAGAUUUUAGUGUUAUUCUUUGUAAAUUGAAGGAUCAAUGUUGUUGGCAAGACAACUUACUAAGCAUUUAUGUGUAUGAUAAAUAUAUAAUAGGUAUUGGCCUCACCGUCCCAGUUUUUGUAAUAAAUUAAUAAAAACAUAA
Messenger RNA from Pectinophora gossypiella (pink bollworm), 1343 nucleotides. RefSeq lists its product as uncharacterized. Gene Ontology annotation, biological process: regulation of synaptic transmission, cholinergic; positive regulation of voltage-gated potassium channel activity; sleep. The record is from RefSeq and is a predicted model, not a curated record. The transcript has 4 exons. The coding region runs from base 105 to 593 and encodes 162 amino acids. NCBI's taxonomy places the organism in Eukaryota, Metazoa, Arthropoda, Insecta, Lepidoptera, Gelechiidae.